Molecule: messenger RNA, 3265 nt
Organism: Sphaerodactylus townsendi
Lineage: Eukaryota; Metazoa; Chordata; Lepidosauria; Squamata; Sphaerodactylidae
Gene: YARS1
Product: tyrosyl-tRNA synthetase 1
Exons: 14
Coding region: 195-1781 (528 amino acids)
Biological process (GO): tyrosyl-tRNA aminoacylation
Molecular function (GO): tRNA binding; ATP binding; tyrosine-tRNA ligase activity
Source: RefSeq, a predicted model, not a curated record
GGACAAGCUUCGCGUCUAGGCAGUUUGGGAUCCCCGGCUUCUCUCUCCACCAUUGCCUGUGGAGCUUCUUCGCCUCUGGAGGAAAGGACUUGCUUUGGGGAGGCCUUGCAGCCUCCUCCUCUUCCGCAGAAGGAGCCUCGAAGGAGUCUUUCAGCCCCCAGACUCUUGUUGGUUGGUGAGCAGCUGCUGGCACGAUGGGGCACGAGUUGACAGCACAAGAAAAGUAUCAUCUGAUCACCCGGAAUUUACAGGAAGUUCUUGGAGAGGACAAGCUGAAGGCCAUCUUGAAAGAGCGUGAGCUGAAGAUCUAUUGGGGGACAGCCACAACAGGAAAGCCUCACAUAGCUUACUUUGUGCCCAUGUCCAAGAUUGCAGACUUCCUCAAAGCUGGAUGUGAGGUGACGAUCCUAUUUGCUGAUCUCCAUGCCUACCUGGACAACAUGAAGGCCCCCUGGGAGUUGCUGGAGCUGCGUACCCAGUAUUAUGAGAAUGUGAUCAAGGCAAUGCUGGAAAGCAUCGGGGUGCCUCUCGAGAAGCUCCGAUUCGUCCGUGGGACUGACUAUCAGCUCAGCAAGGAGUACACACUGGAUGUUUACCGCCUGUCCUCUGUUGUCACCCAGCACGAUGCUAAGAAAGCGGGUGCAGAAGUGGUGAAGCAAGUAGAGCAUCCGCUGCUGAGUGGCCUCCUCUAUCCAGGACUGCAGGCACUGGAUGAAGAGUACUUGAAAGUUGAUGCACAGUUUGGAGGAGUGGACCAGAGGAAGAUUUUCACCUUUGCGGAAAAGAGCCUCCCAUCCCUGGGCUAUGCCAAACGCAUCCAUCUGAUGAACCCCAUGGUGCCCGGGCUGACUGGCAGCAAGAUGAGCUCUUCAGAGGAGGAGUCCAAGAUUGAUCUUCUGGACCGUAAGGAAGAUGUAAAGAAGAAGCUGAAGAAAGCUUUCUGCGAGCCAGGGAACGUGGAGAACAACGGUGUCUUGUCCUUCAUCAAGCACGUGCUCUUUCCGCUCAAAUCAGAGUUUGUGAUCCUGAGAGAUGAGAAAUGGGGAGGGAACAAAACCUACACAAACUAUGCGGAGCUGGAGAAGGACUUUGCUGAUGAGGUUGUCCACCCUGGAGACUUGAAGAACUCGGUGGAAGUGGCUCUGAACAAGCUCCUGGAGCCCAUCCGGGAGAAGUUCAGCAGCCCCCAAAUGAAGAAGCUGACCAGUUCUGCAUACCCUGAUCCCACCAAAGCUAAGUCUGUGGUCAAGGGACCUGUGAAGAACUCUGAUCCUGAGGAGGUGGUACCCUCCCGGGUGGACCUCCGUGUGGGCAAAGUGCUCAGCGUGGAGAAGCAUCCUGACGCAGAUGCCCUGUACGUGGAGAAGAUUGACGUGGGGGAGCCUGAACCCCGGACUGUGGUCAGCGGCCUGGUAGAAUUCGUGCCCAAAGAGGAGCUCCAGGAUAGGCUCGUGGUGGUGUUGUGUAACUUGAAACCCCAGAAGAUGAGAGGAGUAGAAUCCCAGGCCAUGCUGCUUUGUGCUUGCAGUGUCGGGGAGCCUUCCCUAAUAGAGCCCCUAGACCCCCCAGUAGGCUCGUGCCCUGGAGAGUGUGUCUUUGUGGAGGGCUUUGAGAGCGGCCAGCCGGAUGACGAGCUGAAGCCCAAGAAGAAAGUCUUUGAGAAGCUGCAGGCUGACUUCCAGAUCUCUAAGGACAGCGUGGCUCAGUGGAAGGGGAAGAACUUCAUGACCAAGCUGGGGAACGUCUCAUGCAAAACCCUGACGUGUGGCAGCAUCCGCUAAAGAAUGUCUGCCUGCCCCUUCCGCAUUCCCGGCCUCUUGCUCUUCCUCAUUCACCUUGUCCAUUGAACAAUCAAGUAAUGUCCAUCCUUCACUGACAGCUCCUCCCUGGUGUUUCCAGCCAGGGUAGCCCUCUGCCACGCUGCCUCAGAUCCGUGGAAUUUACAACUUGGAUCGAAAUCAAGUGGGGCGCUAGAUGGAUUUGUUAAAAAUGCCUAUCUGUGAAGAAAGAAGAUUUGUUUAUUUUCUGGACUGUGGGAGCCAAGGGAAAUUGUUUGCCUCCAAGUAUUUUGGGAAUGGGAGGGGGCAGAGAAGAAAGUAAGGAGACUUGUGUGCCCUCAAGUGAAUGAGCAAGUCACAGCAGUAGAGGAGCUGUAUGGUCAUAUGUAUUCAUUUGUGCCACUCCCUUCCUCUUUUAAGUUGCUGCUUAUGUCUAGCUUGGACACAGGCUGGCAGACGACGGAGGCAAGGACCUCUGUCAAGCAGUGGUUUAGACUUCUCCCUGAAAAAUGCCAAAUUCAAAGUAAUUUAUUAUUAUCUUCAAAUAAAAUGCCACAGUGAGACUUCUUGUCUUUUAGGUAGACCCAGCUUGACUUUACAGGGCUUUGUAGAAUUCUGGGAUUCUUAACUAGUUACCAAGAAAUUGGUCUUAAGAUAUUUCUAUUAGAACCACAGUAUCCCAGUGAGCAGGCUUCUGCGCUCCACAGGACUCUUCAUCAGGUUGGAUGUGCAGAAUAAUAGGAAAAGAGUCAGGAGGGAGCAAUUUUUCAGGGAAUGGCAAAACAGUUUGCAGUUCAUAAGGUCUUAAAAUGGCAUGUUGCAUUUGCUGCCAGUUUAAGUGGAUUGGAUUAUGCUGGGCAGGACAGAGUCAAACUGGACAGGGUGCUGGAAAUCUUUGACCACUAAAUGUAAAAAAAAACCCCAAACCUGUAAAGUAAUGUUGGCGGGGUCCUGAUGUGGAUUGGUGCUGGGGAAAGGUAGGUUAAUCACCCUUUUCAUGUGAUUUUCUGAGCUGGAAAUGAUUCUUCAUUACUACUACCACCACACACCUAGUCAAGCUGCUUUAUGUACCCUGAGAAAAGAUGCCUUCAAAUUGGGGAAAUGGUACUGGCGUGUGGAACAGGAAGCUAACCAUGGCCCUUUCCAUAUCACCCAUCCUAUUUUAGAUCUGGAGUCUUUGUGUAGCAUUCCAGCCACAGAAAUGUAGUGUUACAUAUUGUACGAACUACAAGUUUCAACAAGUACUGUAGGCUAUUGCAGAAAACCAGCCUCUUCCCACCACUUCCACCCAGUUCCCCUUUGAAGAUCCUCCUCCUAAGAGUUGAAGAAGUCCACUCCGACUUCAAUUCAGCUAUUCCCAAAAUAGGAAGACUUGAACCCUGCCGGUUCUUACACAGGAAUGUCUUCACAAAGCAGGAAGUUCUGGUAUUUAUUUCUAUAAUGUGCCCCCUGUAGUGAAUCAGAUGAACAUUAAACAGUUGAACAAA